GCGAAAGUGACUUCACAACCCAAAAACCGCAAAAAGAAUCUUCGCCUUCCAAAUUUCCAUUUUUUUUCCCCCUCCUCUCUAAGAAACCAAAAUUUGCUUUUCUUUCGUUUUCUCUCUCUCCAAACAACAAUUACGUCUCUCUCACUCAACACUUACAUUAUUUAUAAAUAAAUAAACAAAUAAAUCUCAUUACCUUCUCUCUAUAUAUUCAUUCAUAGAUCUCACCGCUUGCCUUCCACCUCAUUUCACCUCCUUUUUUCUCAGCUUGAACAGACAAAAAAGAAAAAGGAAAGGGAAAAAAAAACCCAAAGGAAGGAAGGAGAAGAAUUGUGAGAAAAAGAAGAGAUCAAAAAUGGGUUCGGUUCCACCAGAACUGAGCUUGGAUUUUGGACCAACUUUUGUACCCAAAACGAUGAUUAAUUUUCUCGAGGAGGUUUCAUUGAUCGGAAACGUUUCUCACAAGGUUUCGAGACUCGAUGCUGUUGUUAUACGAUUGGAACAAGAAAUGAGAAAGAUCGAUGCUUUUAAACGCGAACUUCCUCUUUGCAUGCUCCUUUUGAAUGAUGCGAUUGUAGCUUUGAAAGAGGAGUCAAUGCAAUGUAUAGCAAGAAAUGUUGAACCAGUUUUAGAAGAAUUUAUUCCAUUGAAGAACAACAAGAAGGAAAAUAAUCACAGUGAAGAAGAUGGUGCCUUAAUCACCACCAAAAAGGACAAAGAUUCUAACAACAACAACUGCAAUAAUAAUAAGGACAAGAAAAAUUGGAUGAGUUCCGUUCAGCUUUGGAACACUGAUGAGGAUGAUGAUUAUCACUCCACUGAUCAUCGCAAACUAGACACUAAGAGAAAUGAUGAAUAUCUAUUUCAAGGAUGUAAAAGCAGGGGAGGAGCGAAGGCGCUUAUUCCAUUCAAGGCAAAUUUGGGUUUUGCAGUGAGGAAAGAAGAGAAAGAGGAGAUACCAGUUCAUGGACUAACGCUUUUGACUCCUGGAAUCAAGAAUCUGAAAGAGGAAUCAGGGUCUACGGGAUCAAGGACAAGUUGUAGCAGAGCAAUUUCGUCUUCUGCCCCCAAUGCUCAGUCAAAUUUUCGAUCUGGACCACAGCCGCUGUCCAAUCACCAGCAGCAGCAGCAACAACAGCAGACUGCUAGGAAGCAAAGGAGGUGCUGGUCACCCGAGUUGCAUCGCCGGUUUGUCAAUGCCUUGCAACAGUUAGGAGGCUCUCAAGUGGCCACUCCAAAGCAGAUUAGGGAACUUAUGCAAGUAGAUGGCUUGACCAAUGAUGAAGUUAAGAGUCAUUUGCAGAAAUACCGACUUCAUACAAGAAGACUUCCACCUUCCAAAACCACCCCUGCAAAUCAAUCAGUCGUUGUUUUGGGGAGUGGUCUGUGGAUAUCCCAAGAUCAGUAUGGAGAUUCCUCAAAGGGGAGCAGUUCCCAUUCUGGUUCUCCUCAAGGUCCUCUCCAGUUAGCCACAAACACUGGAGGGACCUCUACUACAGGAGGUGACAGCAUGGAAGAUGAUGAAGAUGCAAAAUCCGAGGGCUAUAGCUGGAAAAGCCAUAUUCACAAACCCGGAAAAGAUGAUGUAUAGAGUUUAUCCACCAUGAAUUUUGCAGAUAAAGUAUACAUGGAAGGAGUUCGUGACCAUAAAAAUUAUAAUAUACUAUUACUAUAUUAUACAUAAAGGAGAAAGAUCUUGAGAAAUGAGAUAGAGGCUGUGAAAUUUUGCAGGAUUUGCUUUCCUUCGAUCUUGAAUUGUGUUUUUGUUUUCUUCCGGAAUGAGUACAAGAAUUCCAAUUAUGAUCCAUGUUUUCAUGGAAGAAACAUGAGAACUAUUCCUAUAUCAUAAAGCUAUAGCUUCUCCAUUAUUUGCUCUAUUACAUUGAAUCUCUGUUUGCUAGUGCUUUCUACUAUUUUGAGGUUUUAUAAAUGCCUUCAUCUCCUAGAAAUUGUUGUUAAAAUCACUGUUUUGAUAGCUAUUUCUUCUGUUCUAAGUGCAAGUAGUCUGGCUUACUAACUUAAUCCACUAGCAAUUCCUUUUUCUUCCAGAUUUUUGUUUUUGGUACACAGUUUAGGACGAAAAAUGGUUUACUUGUUCCAGGGUAAUGGCAAAUCGCAAGCUUCAAUAAGAAUUUAUAUUGGAAUUAUAGAUUGUCCAUCAGAAAAAUUUUCUGGCAAUGGAAGAUUGCUGGCAAUAGAAGUCGAUAUUCCAAUCUUUGUGAAGCAUUACUUCUAGCAUCUCUCCUUUUUUCAUUGAGACACUGUUGAGUAAUUGCUCAUAGAAAGUUUCUUGAGGACAAUGAUGAAGCUUGGUAUAAGCUGAAUCUUGUUGCCAGGAGACACCAAGAAGAAACCAAAAAUGACAAAAAACUUACGCAGGUAGCAUCUCAUAUUUGACAAAUCCGGGGCAAUUAAGCUGUAAAUUAGAGAUAUUUCAUGACCAAUUUUUAAUAGCCGCUUUGGUUAUUCAAUGGGUUUUCAGCUUUCACAGAGAACUUUCAACAGCUAGUUGUACUGUUCACACAUGCAUGGUGUCCACCUUCAUUUUCCCCUGGGAAAAAUCUCAAAUCUUUUCUACGUACAGAGUACCACUCCUAGAAAUGACCUUGAAGAUUAAGCAAAGCAAAUAUCAGCCUUUUGAAGACUAAGGGUACAACAAGGAAAAAACUUGACCUCACAUUUUUCCACUGCCCCGUCGGGUAGGCCAGUGUGUUUAUCCCUGGGGUAGAUGAGAUUUGACAAGGCCUGUUCUUUACUUUUACUUUGUUACUAUUCUUA
This is a messenger RNA of Durio zibethinus, 2775 nucleotides long. NCBI's taxonomy places the organism in Eukaryota, Viridiplantae, Streptophyta, Magnoliopsida, Malvales, Malvaceae. The record is from RefSeq and is a predicted model, not a curated record.